Gekko japonicus is the source of this 3364-nucleotide messenger RNA. RefSeq names its product EPH receptor A3 (gene EPHA3). Gene Ontology annotation, cellular component: plasma membrane; neuron projection. Lineage: Eukaryota; Metazoa; Chordata; Lepidosauria; Squamata; Gekkonidae. Gene Ontology annotation, molecular function: ATP binding; transmembrane-ephrin receptor activity; protein binding. Gene Ontology annotation, biological process: protein phosphorylation; cell surface receptor protein tyrosine kinase signaling pathway; axon guidance. The transcript is spliced from 18 exons. The record is from RefSeq and is a predicted model, not a curated record. Bases 5 to 2866 code for a protein of 953 amino acids.
CAACAUGGAUUGUCACAUCUCCCGCCGCCUCCUCCUCCUGCUCGGGGCUGCGCUCGGCUGCUUCGGGGAUCUGAUUCUCCAUCCCACCAACGAAGUUAAUCUGCUGGAUUCAAAAACCAUUCAAGGGGAGCUGGGCUGGAUCUCCUACCCGGCACAUGGGUGGGAAGAAAUAAGUGGAGUGGAUGAGAACUAUACUCCAAUCAGAACCUAUCAAGUUUGCAACGUUAUGGACCAUAGUCAGAACAAUUGGCUGAGGACAAACUGGAUACCACGUAACUCAGCUCAGAAGAUCUAUGUGGAGCUCAAGUUUACCUUGCGGGACUGUAACAGCAUCCCACUUGUCCUGGGCACUUGCAAGGAGACUUUUAACCUGUAUUAUAUGGAGUCAGAUGAUGAUCAUUCUGUCAAAUUUAGAGAACAUCAGUUUUCUAAGAUUGAUACCAUUGCUGCCGAUGAGAGCUUCACUCAGAUGGAUCUUGGGGAUCGAAUUCUCAAGCGAGUGUACUUUAAAAAGUGCCCUUUCACUGUGAAAAACCUGGCCAUGUUUCCAGAUACUAUUCCUAUGGACUCCCAGUCAUUGGUGGAAGUGCGAGGUUCUUGUGUUAAUCAUUCCAAAGAAGAAGAUCCUCCCAAAAUGUACUGCAGUACAGAAGGAGAAUGGCUAGUUCCCAUAGGAAAGUGUUUGUGUAAUCCUGGCUUUGAAGAAAGAGGUUAUUCCUGCCAAGCUUGCCGAUCAGGGUUUUACAAAGCCUUUGCUGGUAAUGUGAAGUGUGCCAAAUGCCCGCCUCAUAGCUCUACAAGUGUGGAGGGUUCUACAAACUGCAAGUGUGAAAAGAACUAUUUUCGAUCAGAGAAAGAUCCCCCAUCUAUGGCUUGCACAAGACCACCCUCUGCUCCCAGAAAUGUUAUUUCUAAUAUCAAUGAAACAUCAGUUAUCCUAGACUGGAGCUGGCCUUUGGACACUGGGGGCAGGAAAGAUGUCACCUUCAACAUCGUAUGCAAGAAAUGUGGAGGGACUGCCAAGCUGUGUGAACCAUGCCGUGCCAAUGUAAGAUUUAUUCCCCGUCAGACUGGACUCACCAAUACCACUGUGACUGUAGUAGACCUCCUGGCACAUACCAACUACACAUUUGAGAUUGAUGCAGUUAACGGAGUUUCAGACUUGGGUGCCCGGACAAGACAAUUUGCUUCUGUCAGCAUUACAACUAAUCAAGCUGCUCCAUCCCCCAUCACAAUAAUUAGGAAAGACCGGACAUCUAGAAACAGCGUGUCUCUGUCUUGGCAAGAACCGGAACAUCCUAAUGGGAUCAUCUUGGACUACGAAGUCAAGUACUACGAAAAGCAGGAGCAAGAGACAAGUUACACCAUUCUGAGGGCAAGAAGCACCAAUGUCACUAUCAGUGGCCUCAAACCGGACACCACUUACGUUUUUCAAAUCCGAGCCCGAACAGCUGCAGGAUAUGGGAGCAACAGCCGCAAGUUUGAGUUUGAAACCAGCCCUGACUCUUUUUCCAUUUCCAGUGAGAAUAGCCAGGUUGUGAUGAUUGCCGUUUCAGCUGCAAUAGCAAUUAUUCUGCUCACAAUUGUGGUUUACAUCCUGAUUGGGAGGUUCUGUGGGCAUAGUAAAUCAAAUCACGGCACUGAUGAGAAGAGACUAUAUUUUGGCAAUGGGCACUUAAAACUUCCAGGCCUCAGAACAUACGUGGAUCCACAUACCUAUGAAGAUCCCAAUCAAGCCGUCCAUGAGUUCGCAAAGGAGCUAGAUGCUACUAGUAUUGCCAUUGACAAAGUUGUUGGAGCAGGUGAGUUUGGAGAAGUAUGCAGCGGCCGCUUAAAACUACCUUCAAAAAAGGAAAUUUCAGUGGCAAUCAAAACUCUGAAGGUUGGCUACACAGAGAAGCAGAGAAGAGACUUCCUAGGAGAGGCAAGCAUCAUGGGACAGUUUGACCAUCCCAACAUCAUUCGGUUAGAGGGAGUUGUCACCAAAAGUAAACCUGUCAUGAUUGUUACUGAGUAUAUGGAAAAUGGCUCUUUGGAUAGUUUCCUAAGGAAACAUGAUGCUCAGUUCACAGUCAUACAACUUGUGGGAAUGCUUCGAGGAAUUGCAUCUGGCAUGAAGUAUUUGUCAGAUAUGGGUUAUGUACAUCGUGACCUGGCUGCCCGCAACAUUCUCAUCAAUAGUAACCUGGUAUGCAAGGUCUCUGAUUUUGGCCUCUCCCGUGUUCUGGAAGAUGACCCAGAAGCUGCUUACACAACACAGGGGGGAAAGAUUCCAAUCCGAUGGACAUCGCCAGAGGCCAUUGCUUACCGCAAAUUUACAUCAGCCAGUGACGCAUGGAGCUAUGGGAUUGUUCUCUGGGAGGUGAUGUCCUACGGAGAGAGACCAUAUUGGGAGAUGUCCAAUCAAGAUGUAAUUAAAGCUGUGGAGGAAGGGUACCGCUUGCCACCACCCAUGGACUGCCCAGCUGCCUUGUAUCAAUUGAUGCUGGACUGCUGGCAAAAAGACAGAAACAACAGACCAAAAUUUGAGCAGAUUGUCAGCAUCCUGGACAAGCUGAUCCGUAAUCCCAGCAGUCUAAAAAUAAUCACCAGUGCGGCUGCAAGACCCUCAAAUCUCCUUCUGGACCAAAGCAGCAUCGAAAUUUCAGCUCUCCGCUCUACCAGUGACUGGCUCAAUGGUAUUCGGAUAGGACAAUGCAAGGACAUAUUCACAGGAGUAGAAUACAGCUCGUGUGAUACAAUAGCUAAGAUUUCCUCAGAAGAUAUGAAGAAGGUUGGUGUGACAAUUGUUGGGCCACAGAAAAAGCUCAUUAGCAGUAUUAAAUCUCUAGAAAUGCAUACAAAGAAUGGCCCCGUUCCUGUGUAAGAUACCAAAAUGUCAGUACUCAGGACAUCACUACAAGAAAUGAGAAGUUGCUGCAAAAGGGCAUGGUGACGAGUGUGAAACUGCAAGAUGUAACAGGCACUCUUGUAAACAAACUGAAAAUAUUACAUUCAGGUGGACACCUCAGGUCCAUCAAGAGACUCAUCUGCUGAGUUAAACUGCCUUAAAAUAGAAAUGAAAACUGUUUUUUUUUUCAUAUAUUCUUUCUCCCCUUGUAAUAAUAAACUGCUUAAACAUAUCAUGUAAAUGGGAAAAAAAUUCUUCCAAGAAACUUAGAGCCAUGAUAAUAUUAGGGAACUGAACACCACAGGCAAAAACAAACAAACAAAACCGUGGGUGUGCUUUGCCUGAUAACAGUGGCAAGGGGAGGAAAGAAAACCCUUGCAGUAUUUUUUAUAUGCAGAAAGGAUAGGUGAUUAGUAUUUUAUUUCUUUAAAACCUGACUCUUCUAAUGAUAUGUGGGGACAAUACCUCAGACUC